Microcebus murinus (gray mouse lemur) is the source of this 6038-nucleotide messenger RNA. RefSeq names its product LUC7 like 2, pre-mRNA splicing factor (gene LUC7L2). Gene Ontology annotation, cellular component: U1 snRNP. Gene Ontology annotation, biological process: mRNA splice site recognition. The record is from RefSeq and is a predicted model, not a curated record. NCBI's taxonomy places the organism in Eukaryota, Metazoa, Chordata, Mammalia, Primates, Cheirogaleidae. Gene Ontology annotation, molecular function: mRNA binding.
UCAUGCCAGUGUACUUGAGCCUGGGUGACAGAGAGACCCUGCUUCUUAAAAAAAAAAAAAAAAGUGUGUGGAUAACUGUAAAAUUCCAUGUUAGUAAAAUCAUGUAACACCUACAAUCAUCUAUUAUGCAAAUCUCAUACUUUGGAAAAUACUGUUCUAGGUAGUAUUCAUGUGAAAGGAAAGCUGAUUAAACUGUAUAUACCCAAGCCUAUAAACAGAAAUGACUGGCCAGAAAUACAAGCCAGUGACACAGUGAGAUGUAGGAGAUCCCUAGAGAGGCCCAUCUAGACCUACAGGGUGAAAUUACCUGCUUUAGAGCAGGUCAAUUUCUCACCUCUGCUUUAGAGUUUUGGUCCAUGGAUCAGCAGUUCUGCAGAAUUUCACCAGCUGAUUUCACAAGGGGAAUGUGAAAAGUUGCCUGUCUGUGGGAAAAGCUGGUUAUCAAAGAGAAGCCUGGAAUAGAAAUUCCGGGGGAAGUGGCUAUGAUUCUGCAUCAUACGGGAACAGAGCAGGGCAUGCUUGCUAGGAAUAGCAGUUGAUUUACCUCAGAGUCUAGAAGCUAUGUAUUUGUAUUGGGAAAUUCCUGUGUUAUAUGAUUUAUGAUUUAAUUUGCCUCCUAGAGGGAAUUAAAUUAGAGGGAAUACUUCCCUAUACAUGGUGUUCUGUUUAUUUAUUAGUAGAUGUGCUUUAGGGUAUAGUCAUUGUUGAUAACAGUUGAAUCUUACUUUCCCUUAGUAUCCCCAGGUUGCUGAGCUGCUUUAGUUAUUUCUUUCUUUCCUUUUCUUAGAGAUUGUAAACAUAUUUGCUUCUGUUGUCUUUUGACUCUGUGCUAAAAUAAUCCUAGAGGGACCAAAAAUCUAAUGGGGAGUGAAGAUUUACACAUUAAUAGUUACGUUUAUUUUUAAGUGAUACAUUCUGUGAUACUGAUUUUGAAAAAGUGUUUUAAAAAGUAUAAAGGACAAACACCUAUGUGAAUAAACAAAUGUUAUUUUGUACAUUUCUGUCAAAUUUUAAAAAGUAAAUAAGGCAUUGCAAAUAAAGUCCCAUGUGUUCUUUUUCAUGGUCUCAGUCCUUUUCCGAGAGGCUUGCUGUGAAUUAGGUGUAUAUUCAGUGUUACACAGUAUUUCUGCAGUGUUGUUUCAGUAGUUUUAAGGCUCACGUCUCCUUCAUGGUAAUCUGUUUUUCAUUUUAAUUUCCUUCCUUUAUCAUUGGGUUGGUUGUCUGUCACCUCUGUCCUUUAAUAUUCUCAUUUCUUUUUCCUUUUUAUUUCUUUCCUUUGUUGGUUUUAGAUUUGAGGGGUGGCUCUAGUUGGCUCCUAUAGCUUUUACCCAGUGGAUGAGAACUGUCUUUUUUGAUAGAUAAAUCAACCAGUCACUUUUUCUUUGAUUCUUUUCAGCUGUUUCUUCAUAGCCAAAGGUAGCUUUCAUUACUUCUAAUUUUGUGUAUAGAAAGUUGUGGAUGAUAGAAGGUACCAGAUAUCCAGUGUGCAAGUGUUACUAUAUCAAAAUAGCAGCUCUGCAAGUAAGUAUCAAAAUAUGUAAUUUAGCAGACUGCAACUUUUUAUGACAUAUAUCUUUCAUUUGUUUGUUUUGAGGGGGGCUCUAUGUUGCUCAGGCUAUCUGAAACUCCUGGCCUCAAGCAAUCCUCCCACUUUGGCUUCCCAAAGUGCUAGGAUUACAGGUGCGAGCCAUCGUGCACGUCCUUUAUGACAUAUAUCUUAAAACACAUUCUGUAUAACUCACUUUAGGAUUUUUUUUUUUCAUUUAAAAAUUUUUAUUUGAGAUAGAGUCCCACUCUAUCGCCCAGGGUGGAGGGCAGUGGUGCAAUUGAUUACAGCUCAUUGCAACCUUGAAAUCCUGGGCUCAUAGAACUUAAUUUUAAAGUGACUAUUUAUUCAGGUUUUUCUAAGUCUCUCUUAAGUCCAAGAAGAGAAAACUACCUGUCACUCAGAUGUUCUGAAAUAAUAUGUUAAUAGAUUUUCUAAAGUAGGUACCGCCAGAAAUGUAAUAUGUCAUUCAUCCCUGCCAGCUGCUAAGACUCUUUGCUUGUAUAAGGAGAGAAGAUAUAGGUUGGGACAUGGAGUGGAAUAGAGCCCUUGGAAUGUAGCUACUCUAGUAUUUCUGUUCUCACAUUUCCAUCAUCACCAUUCUCAGCUCUUAAAGACCCUAAAGGCUUUUUUCGCUACUCCCAAGAUUGAUUCCCAGUCUCAUUCUUUAUAAUGUUGUUAUAUGGAUUUUCACAGACUAGUGGGCUAGAUUUUCAGAAUUUUAAAAGCAGUAAUCUUUGAUCAUAUCCAACAAGAAUGAACUUUUUCUGGAAAUGUCUUAUACAGUGGGCAUUGUGUUUUUAAAAUUUUGGGCUUGUCAUGGGGAGUAUUGGUGGGAGUGAUAUUGGUACCUAUUUGUAAUUAUAAACUUAUAGGGCCAUGUGAACCAAAGGAUCACAAGGGAUGGCCUUUCUGAACUGUAUAGUGCCAUAUGUUUGCAUUUUCUGGAGGAAGGGAAACUACUACUACUCCUCAGUGCGACUUUAUAAGUUCUAUCAGAAAGAAACGACUUGACACAUAUGUCAGACUGCCGUAAUUUUCCCCCCAUUGCCAUCUUUGGUGUAGCACUCUUUUCUUACGUAAUAAAUAUAUGCCCCAAAAGUUUAACAUAUAUCAAGUCAUAUUAAAUGUUUUCAAAGCAUCUAUAGUCAUAUUAUGUUAAAACUUGGUGGUGAAUCUUUUUAUAAAAUGAACCCUGUACUUUGAACUGCUUAAAUAUACAGUAGGUUAAAUGGAGUGUAUCUAUAAACAAGGGAACAUAGAGCGGAGGAGUAAUAAGUUUUUUUUUUAAAGGUUGAUCACUAAAGGGUUUGUAUAGGUGGAUUUUAAGAUGACUUCUGAAGGAACAACAAAGGUAGGUGGGAGAAGUUAGUAUAGUUGGUGGGAAAGUUUGAGGAGGGUGUAAAAAUUAUCAGAUUGGUUCCUCAGUAUAGUAGUUACUGUGCAGCUGUAGUCAUCUGUUUGCCUUUACCUUGGUUCCACAUGAAGACACAGAUUUUACUUGUGCAUUUCUUAAGGUCUCGUUCUGCCCUGGACUAGACUAGAAAUUGCCCAUGGGUCUUUAUACAGUUUUCACAUUAUUAUGUGGACGUGGUAGCUUAUGUUGGAACAAGUGGAGGGAGGAAAUUGGAGGGAAAAAGAGGGAGGAACAUUUUUUUCUGCCUUUGAGGAUUCAAGGGAUCAGGGAAACAAGACAUUUUAAGCUUUCAGUUCUAUACCUCACUAAAUCUAGCUUUCCUUUCACUGAAGUGUUAAUGGAUCUUUCAAAGGGAAGGGGCCUGCCCUGUCUCAAGCCACCUGUGACACAUGGGCCCUAACAACUGUACCUGUGGGGAGGGUUUUGAUUGUUACACUGGAGAAUAUGGGAGGGCUUCCCCUCCCCUUCCCCCAUUUAUAGACAUGGGGAUGCUUCCAUUGCUUUGUGUGCUGUUGCAUUUUCUCCUCCCUCUUUGUUUUCCCUAAGCUAAGCUCUAAGCUAAUUCUGUACAAAAGAAAUACUGAUUGUUUUUGUAAAUUGCUUGCCAUUAAUGCCUGAUAAUAUGCAGUAAAAUAGGAUUCUGCAUACCAUUAAAUAUGUCAAAUAUUACAAACUUGAAGGUUCUUUUGAAAUUACAAUACUAAACUCAGUUCACUUUUGCUUAGCCUUCACAGUUGUUGAUCACAUAGCAUGGUCAUCCACUCACAGCUUAAAAAAAUACAGGGAGCAUCGGAGAGAAUGGGUUCAAUGUAUCUAUGCCUGCCUACUUCAAUCUGCAAGGGAGUGUCAGAAAGGCCCCGCAUUCGCCGAGCCGAGAUACUACUCGCCAGCGAAUCAAAUUCAGUGAUGACAGAGUGUGCAAGAGUCACCUUCUCAACUGUUGCCCCCAUGAUGUCCUUUCUGGAACUAGAAUGGAUCUUGGAGAAUGUCUGAAAGUCCAUGACCUGGCUUUAAGAGCAGAUUAUGAAAUUGCAUCCAAAGAACAAGACUUUUUCUUUGAACUUGACGCCAUGGAUCAUCUGCAGUCAUUCAUUGCAGAUUGUGAUAGAAGAACAGAAGUGGCUAAGAAAAGGUUAGCAGAAACUCAAGAGGAGAUUAGUGCUGAAGUGGCAGCAAAGGCAGAACGUGUUCAUGAGUUAAAUGAAGAAAUUGGUAAAUUGUUAGCCAAGGUGGAACAACUAGGAGCAGAAGGGAAUGUGGAAGAAUCCCAGAAAGUAAUGGAUGAAGUCGAGAAAGCACGGGCAAAGAAGAGAGAAGCGGAGGAAGUUUAUCGGAAUUCUAUGCCAGCUUCCAGUUUCCAACAGCAGAAGCUUCGAGUCUGUGAAGUCUGCUCUGCCUAUUUAGGUCUUCAUGAUAAUGACAGACGACUGGCUGAUCAUUUUGGGGGUAAACUGCACCUGGGAUUUAUUGAAAUAAGAGAGAAACUUGAAGAAUUAAAGAGAGUUGUAGCUGAGAAGCAGGAGAAAAGAAACCAAGAACGCCUGAAGCGAAGAGAAGAAAGGGAGAGAGAAGAAAGGGAGAAGCUGAGGAGGUCCCGAUCACAUAGCAAGAAUCCCAAAAGAUCCAGGUCCAGAGAGCAUCGCAGACAUCGGUCUCGCUCUAUGUCACGGGAGCGCAAGAGGAGAACUCGAUCCAAAUCUCGGGAGAAGCGCCAUCGCCACAGGUCCCGCUCCAGCAGCCGCAGUCGCAGCCGUAGCCACCAGAGAAGUCGGCACAGUUCUAGAGAUAGGAGCAGAGAACGAUCCAAGAGGAGAUCCUCAAAAGAAAGAUUCAGAGACCAAGACUUAGCAUCACGUGACAGAGACAGGAGUUCAAGAGACAGAUCACCUCGUGACAGAGAUCGAAAAGAUAAGAAGCGGUCCUAUGAGAGUGCUAAUGGCAGAUCAGAAGACAGGCGGAGCUCUGAAGAGCGCGAAGCAGGGGAGAUCUAACUAGUGGUGUACAUAUCUUCAAUCCUUAAGCUUCCUAUGGAGUUACAUACAUUGUUUAGUUUACAGCUGUUCAGGUUGACAGUGAGCAGAUCCAGACACCGAUCCAGCUAGGCUAGAUGGACAGUAUCUAACUUGAUCUGAACUGAACCUGUUUUCCUUGAUGAAGCCUAAAACUACAUCCAUAGUUUCUGGUGAACCUGUAAUACAAUUCUGAAAGUACCGUUUUAUAUAAGACACUGAUCUCUUUAUUCUUUCAAGUAGGAGUGAUAGUGAACAAAUUGUGUUACCUGCCUUGGGAUUUUUUGAACAUUUGUAAAAUGCUAUCUUCUUUUCUAGUCUAAACAGCAGCAGCUUUGGAAUUGUUCUUUUUAAUUUUUCUUCCUCUGACUUUUGUAUCCCAUAAUACCUGCACCCUCCAAUCGUAAGAGAAAAGGGGACAGGGAAGCAAUAUAGCUUCUGUUCUAAGUAAGGUUCUAUUCCCUUUAUUAACUUGCUGAUUACAGUUCAGAGCAUUUAUACUGGAAUGUGUGCUGGAGAAAUUUAUAAUAUUGGGGUUUCGUGUUUGUUUAACGGUGCCUACUUAGAGUUGGAAGUUGAACAGCUGUCGCAUUACAUACUUUUGCUUUUUUAUUGAAAUUUUGAAAUCAAACUUGUCUUGAUUUUUCUGUUCUAUUGAAUUGCUAUGUUCAGGAUGUUCUGUGGGGGGUGGGGGCAGGGACUUUUUCGUAAUAAGCACUUGUUUUAUUUUGUGUGUGUGGAGUAUAAAAGCUACACCCUUAUUGUAAAAAAUAAUAAUAAAAUGAAAAACAAUCGCCACCAUUAUUAAACUAACUUGUCUAGUACAUUGUCACUAGAAUUAUUUGCUGUGGGCAUUUCCUCUAUUCUGUUACAUCAUUAACUGUGCCUUACUGUGCAGGGCACGAAAGGAAAUAAAUAUGUACCUGCAAAGAUUCCAGAUGAACUGUUGCCCCACCUGGUCUCCUUGCUGACUGUAUUCCAGCCACUUCAGGGUUGUCUGGGGUAUUUUUGUUUGGUUUUCUUCUCAUUCAACAGAUCUAAAUAAAAAUAGUGUACAUGUAUCCAA